Molecule: messenger RNA, 1581 nt
Organism: Rotaria sp. Silwood2
Lineage: Eukaryota; Metazoa; Rotifera; Eurotatoria; Philodinida; Philodinidae
Source: the annotation of a GenBank genome assembly
AUGGCUAACGAAAUUAUUGACACAACUGAAACAACAAGCAUCUCAUCUGAAGACGAAUUUGAAAAAGGAAUUCUUUAUUCGUCACCUGAAUAUAAAUACCAAGACAAUUGUAUGAUCGAACAUGAUUGGUCUUCAUCUGAUGAUGAUAGUGAUAAUGAUACAGAUGACAAAGAAAUAACUUAUCAUCAUAAAGAAACGUCAGAUGAGAAGAAGAUUCAUUGGCAAGAUGGCGUUUAUCUCCCUCAAGAUGUAUAUUCACAAUAUAUGACCCGAUUCGAACGUCGACAAGCAUGUUACUACCACGAGCAACUCCAAGAAGUUCGACAACAAUUAAGAAAUGAAAAUCUUAUUUUACCACCCAUUUAUAAAGAUAUUGGAUAUCAUAUGGAACCUGUUAACACUUUUCAUCAUAAAGUCAAUCAAUUCAUGAACCAAACAAAUAGCUAUUCAUUUGUUUUUAAACUCAGUCGUUCAUAUCCAACUGCUAGCCAAAAUCAUUUAGCUAAAAUGGUUGAACGAAUUGAAACAACAUUGAACAAUUUAUUAACUUCUAAAUCUAUUAAUGAAACACAAUAUAUGGCUAUGAAGAUUGAUCGAUCUACAGUACGAAUGAAUUAUUUAUACUUCGUAUCAGACACACAUAAAGAAGAUAUUCCAGUUCAACCAAUCAUCGUAUGUAAUAAUGGACCGACGAAUAGUAUUAGUCGUUAUCUUGGUCGUCUUCUUGGAUUACUUUUUAAUGAUGCAACUCAUUGUAAAAAAUUUCACAAAGCUUACAAUGUUAUACAUGCGCUGAACUUCUAUCAAAAAAGUGGUCAACUUCGACCAACAACUUUAUUUGUUUCAUUUAAUAUCGAUGAUUUAUGUUUAAAAUUUUCACAUCAACAAGUUAUCAAUGCUUUAGAAAAUUUCCUAAAUUUCUACAUCUCUUCCGAUCAUUCUAUUCAAGGUAUGAAAAUAAGUACCAUUCUUGAACUUGUUCGUCUCGUACUCGAUGAACAAUAUUUUUUUUAUAAUUAUAAAUUAUAUCGACAAACGGCUGGUUGUGCUUCUGGCUCAUCAUUAACAAUUCCAUUGGUCUAUAUUUAUUUAUAUUAUUGGCAACGAGAUUUAUUAGAAGAACUUAUUAAUAAGAAUGAACUCUUCAUCAGAUAUCAAGAUGAAGCAUUCAUUACAUGGAAUAGAUCGGAAGAUGAACUUCGUACUAUACUUGCGACAGCUAAUUCACAAUUUCCACAAUCCAUGUGGAAUAUAACUCAUAUUGGAUCAACCAUUGAUUUUCGUGAUCUCCACAUUAGUAACCAAAAUGGAGUUUUUCGUACAUCAAUUUACCAUGCACACAUGUACAACAACAAACAAUUAUUCACAACAUUUCCAGAUAUUAUACAACCUCCAAUAAAACAAAAUACAUGGAAAUGGUUGCGUGCUGCAAUGUUAAAAGCUAUACGAUAUUGUUCAACACCUGAUACUUUCCACGAGGAAAUGCUUGCCAUCCAAUGGGAACUUCAAUUCUAUAAAAUACCUGAUACUGUCUUCCAAGAAGCCCAUAACGAAAUUUUAGAAGAUUUUGGUCAUCAUUAG